CACCGGCAUCAUCGCCACAUUUUGUCUGUCUGUCACGGUCGCGAGAGAGUUUGAAGACCUGUUAGUUUCGUAUCAAAGGUCACUGAAGAAAAGUAUCAGAAUGGUUGUUCUCCGGCUGGUAGCUAAUAAGGCAGCAUUUGGCGCUGCAAAGCACGUGCAGCAGUUUGCUCCGGCAAGCCUGGUGGCAGCUAGACACUAUGCUACUAGUGUCGAGAACACCAACCUCAAGGAUGUGCUCAGCAAUGCCAUUCCCAAGGAGAUGCAGCGUGUCAAGGAGUUUCGCGCCAAGUUUGGAUCGACUAAGAUCGGACACAUCGAAGUUGACAUGCUGUACGGUGGCAUGAGAGGGAUGAAGAGCAUGAUAUGCGAGACAUCUGUUCUUGACCCCGAAGAGGGAAUCAGAUUCCGUGGAAAAAGCAUUCCAGAAUGCCAGAAGUUGCUGCCCACAGCCCCCGGAGGAACUGAACCUCUCCCUGAGGGUUUGUUUUGGCUGCUGUGCACAGGAGACGUCCCUUCAAAGGCUCAGGUGGAUGCCAUUUCCAAGGAGUGGGCGCAGAGAGCAGAGCUGCCACCUCAUGUUGUUACCAUGCUGAACAACUUCCCUAGCCGUCUUCAUCCCAUGUCACAGUUUGGUGCAGCUAUCACUGCGUUGAAUAGUGAAAGUAAAUUCUCCAAGGCAUACCAUGAUGGAGUGCCAAAGUCACAGUACUGGGAGCACAUUUACGAGGACAGCAUGGAUCUCAUUGGCAAGCUGCCAACAAUUGCCGCGACCAUCUAUCGCAACCUUUACCGCGACGGUACCAGCAUCGGCGCCAUCGACACCAAUAAGGAUUGGUCCGCUAACUUCACCUCCAUGCUCGGAUACGAGAAUAAGGAGUUCACUGAGCUGAUGAGACUCUAUCUGACCAUUCACAGCGACCACGAAGGAGGCAAUGUGUCCGCUCACACCUGCCACCUGGUGGGUAGUGCCCUGUCGGAUCCGUAUCUCAGUUUUGCUGCAGGCAUCAAUGGUCUAGCUGGACCACUGCAUGGGCUGGCUAACCAGGAAGUGCUGCUGUGGCUGACGAAAGUCUUCAAGGAUCUUGGCGGCGAGGUGUCAGAUGAGAAGUUGAGAGAGUUCGUAUGGAACACGCUCAAGGGUGGUCAGGUGGUUCCGGGCUACGGACAUGCCGUGCUAAGGAAGACUGACCCACGCUACGCCGUGCAGAGGGAGUUUGCGCUCAAACACCUUCCCUCAGACCCGAUGUUCAAGCUGGUCGCUCAGCUCUAUAAGAUCGUACCAGACGUGCUGCUGGAGCAGGGCAAAGCCAAGAACCCGUGGCCCAACGUGGAUGCACACAGUGGUGUGCUGCUGCAGUACUACGGCAUGAUGGAAAUGAACUACUACACAGUGCUGUUUGGCGUGUCGCGUGCCCUGGGCUGCCUCGCUCAGAUGAUCUGGUCUCGUGCUCUCAGCUAUCCCCUUGAGCGUCCCAAGUCCAUGAGCACAAACGGCCUGCAGAAGCUUGUCGGUGACAAGUAAUUGCGGCAACGAUGUGUUCUGCAUGCUUUUACAGCAUGCGCGUUGGAACCUGCAGGCUUUCCAUUGUAAGACAAGGCGUAUUGUCUGUCCGCUAAUUAUGAUUUGGAUUUGCCUCUGGUUUUCAAUACGUGUUCUAAACGUGGUGGUUAAAUUCUGUUAUUUCUGUCGUCGUUCACGUUUUGAAUGUUAAGAUAAUAUAGUUCAAUCAGGGAUAGCUACCAAUAACGCACCGUCAAAUAUUCUCAGCACAUUCAUUAAAUUAUAAAAAGAAUUUUAGUCAUGAGCGAUAGCGCAGUCUGGUACUAAAUGUGUAAACGUAAGACAUUUGAUGUUACUAAUGUUGUAUUGCUGGCACUACCACGCUUUUAAGUAGUAAUAAUACCUCGCACUGCAGUCACGUAAAAUUUAGCGAGCAGUAUUAACAUACGGCAUAGAUGACAUAGGUCAAUGAUACUAGAUCAAAACUGUGUGGCUUUUUCUGUUGAAGGCUAGUAUGUCUGUUUAGCAAACCACUAUUAUUGCUUGGAUUGUUGGCCGAGUCGGGCACAUCACUACCAAAAUGGCGCCCUAACGAUUAAUUUGUAAAUAGUGCUUCGUUGUUGUACACAUUGACAUUCACAUAGAGGUUGUAUUAGAUGUAGUUCUGCGCAUGCUCGGCCACGCGAAUCAAUACUGUCUACCCCGGUGUAUAUCAAUAAAGUUUGGUUUACCAAAUC
Priapulus caudatus is the source of this 2238-nucleotide messenger RNA. Its product is annotated as citrate synthase, mitochondrial-like. Gene Ontology annotation, biological process: carbohydrate metabolic process; tricarboxylic acid cycle; citrate metabolic process. The record is from RefSeq and is a predicted model, not a curated record. The transcript has 9 exons. Lineage: Eukaryota; Metazoa; Priapulida; Priapulimorpha; Priapulimorphida; Priapulidae. The coding region runs from base 101 to 1522 and encodes 473 amino acids. Gene Ontology annotation, cellular component: mitochondrial matrix.